Molecule: messenger RNA, 1143 nt
Organism: Microdochium trichocladiopsis
Lineage: Eukaryota; Fungi; Ascomycota; Sordariomycetes; Xylariales; Microdochiaceae
Product: epoxide hydrolase
Exons: 4
Coding region: 1-1143 (380 amino acids)
Biological process (GO): epoxide metabolic process
Molecular function (GO): epoxide hydrolase activity
Source: RefSeq, a predicted model, not a curated record
AUGCUCUACGCGAACAUCACCACCGCAGCGCUCUGCGCUAUAGCGACUGCCAGCAAUGUGCCUGCUCCUUAUCAGAUUUCCGUCGACCCCAAGCUUAUUGCAGAGGCGGCUACCAAAGCCAAGCUCUACAGGCCAUCCAUCGGCUUAGAAGACCGCACGAGUGAUACCUGGCGGGAAGGACCACCAGUCGAGAAUAUGACAGCGCUCGCUCGGUACUGGGCGGACGAAUACGACUGGCUUGAGCGAUCUACCCAAAGGCCCAAUGCGAUUCCUCUGUUGAUGCUCCACGGUUGGCCGUCCACGCAUACCGAGUGGAGCGCUGUCCUGAAGCCCCUUACAUCGCCCAAAGACAGCUCCUCGCCGGCUUUCCAUGUGGUAACACCCGACCUUCCCGGGUUUGGUUUCAGCCCGGCUCCGACGCGCGCAGGAUUCGGCCCUCGCCAGGCUGCCGCCGCCUUUGCCGACCUAAUGAAGACGCUGGGGUACGAAAAGUAUGGAGUCGUCUCUACGGAUCUUGGGUGGUGGGUCGGAAUGUUCAUGGCUGGCGACCAUGCAGAGCACCUCGUCGGCCACUUUACCGACUUCUUCUCUGUUUCGCCCACGCCUGCUGAUCUUGAGCGGUACAGCAGCAACCAGACUGAUGCGGCCGAGAACGAGUAUAUUGGCGGACUCUCUGCAUUCAGUGCCGGGUUUGGAGCAUACAUGACCAUGCAGAGCCAGGGCCCGUUGAAGCUUAGCCAGGCGCUUAACGACAGCCCCGUUGGUUAUGCGGGAUGGAUCUGGCCCAUGAUUCAUGCUAUAAGCGAUGGGUAUCCUUACACGCUGAAGCAAAUCGUUACGAGAACCCUCCUGUUGUGGGUCGGCGAUGUGUAUGGAAACGUCAGGGCCUAUUUGGAGUGGCUGAAGCCCGAGGCCAGUAAUUUCCCCGAAUCGGAUGUGCCGACAGGUGUCGCCCAGUGGGGUGCAACGGGCCCGUUCAAUGAGAUUGCCGGCUCGGUCCACACGCCCCGUAGUUGGAUCGAGAGACAGAGCAACGUGACUUUCUUCAUUGCUCGCGACUUUGGAGGGCACUUCGCCGUGGAGCACUACCCCGACCUUUAUGCACAGGACCUGAGGGAGUUCUUUGGUCAACUGACCGCAUAG